Molecule: messenger RNA, 1006 nt
Organism: Clarias gariepinus (North African catfish)
Lineage: Eukaryota; Metazoa; Chordata; Actinopteri; Siluriformes; Clariidae
Product: achaete-scute homolog 4
Exons: 2
Coding region: 55-591 (178 amino acids)
Biological process (GO): developmental process; regulation of transcription by RNA polymerase II
Molecular function (GO): protein dimerization activity; RNA polymerase II transcription regulatory region sequence-specific DNA binding; DNA-binding transcription factor activity, RNA polymerase II-specific
Source: RefSeq, a predicted model, not a curated record
UAUCUAUGAAUUACAACUGGAAGAAUUGGAUAGCAGUUUUUUGCAAACAGACUAAUGGCUGCUGACCAUUUGCAAGAGUUUCCAGAGCGAGGGUCAUACAUGCGGCCUUUAACUUUUGGCCUGUGCACGGAGCACCAGCGCUCACCAUUUAGAGAUGCACUUAGCCUCCACUUUGAGCAGACUUACUUAGAGCCGGUCUACAGUCACAAGUACAGUGGGCGCUUCUCCUACUUGCACUUCCCCAAACACCUGACCACGUACGACUUUUCCUUUGAACCAGCGUUUAUCCGUAAACGCAACGAGCGUGAAAGGCAAAGGGUCCGUUGUGUGAAUGAGGGCUAUGCACGACUCAGAGAGCACCUGCCUCAGGAGUUUGAGGAUAAAAGACUGAGUAAGGUGGAAACAUUACGUGCAGCCAUCAGCUACAUCAAACAUCUGCAGAAUCUCCUGGAGCUCCGGCUGCCAGAUGCCAUGAUGGAGUUGUCACCCAGGAGCGAGAGAGGAACUGAAGCUAUAAGGCAGCUCACUGAGUGUAACAGUGAUGGAGAGUCUAAACACAGCUUGAGUGACAAUGGGGAACCAUGCUACUGAACAGACUGCAGCUGCUGAAAAGACUCCAUCAUAUAGAGAGCACAAACAGCAGCAUGGCCCAUAUACAGUCUAUAGUGAUGGACUAUUGUUUUGUUUUUUGUUUUUGUUACUACACAAAAAUAAAAUCUAUGGAGAGAGAUUGUUCUUAUGAUAUAUUUUGCUGGUAAUCUUAAAUAUAUUUUGUUUCAUAAUUUUAGACUAUGUUGCUAUCCAGUUGCAAGAAAAGUCAGUGAAAUUAGAAUAACAUUAAAAUCCAAUGUAGAAUAAUUUUUUUUUUUUUGUAAUAUAACAAGCACAUUGUUUUUGCAUUAGUUUCAUGUGAGUUUUCGGGAAAAUAGCAAAGAAAAGGAUCAAACUGAACUAAUAUGCAUUUUGUGGAUGUGGAUGAUUUUUUUUUAAAUGUAGUACAUUUAAA